Molecule: messenger RNA, 3092 nt
Organism: Scleropages formosus (Asian bonytongue)
Lineage: Eukaryota; Metazoa; Chordata; Actinopteri; Osteoglossiformes; Osteoglossidae
Gene: chgb
Product: chromogranin B
Exons: 5
Coding region: 132-2585 (817 amino acids)
Cellular component (GO): secretory granule
Source: RefSeq, a predicted model, not a curated record
CGGAGCCGAGGCGUCGUUGGGAUCUUUGCCGCUGCCUGCUUUCUUUGCACCUUUACCUUUUCUCUUUCAAUCUUUGCUUUUUACUCUGCUCAUCGUUCCGGCAAGCGGGACCUGGUGCUCUCAUAUUCAGCAUGAAACUUGUGUUCUUCAUAGCCUUGGUGGGCACCUUGGCGCGAGGUAACCUGUCGCUACCUGUUGGACAAGAACAAUCGAGAGGCGACUUGGCGGCGCGCUGCGUGGUUCAAGUGCUGUCGAAAGCGCUCUCCCAGCCUGCCAGCGCUGCUCCUGUGGACCCACAGUGCAGAGACUUCCUGAGGGCAGGGAUGAAACAUGACGCAGCUGAGAAAAAAGGUGAAGAAGAGGUUGUUCAUUUAACAGGAACUGAAAGUCAGGAACAGAAUGAGUUUGAAAGGCAAGCUGAAGGAACAGCUGUAACAGAGAAGGAUGCACAUGAGCCCAGGAGCACUGAGAACAUGUUAAAGGCAGAGGAUAAGCGGCAGAGCCUUCAAAACACAGGGAGUCAAGAGAGUAUCACAAGCGUGGAAGAGAAAAAGAGUACAGAUGCUCUAACAACGGGUGAAAAAGAUGAUGAAGAAGAGAGAGUAUCUGGGCGCAGUCACCACAGCAGUUCAGAGCACAGACUAAGAGAUGAAGAGGUCAGUGAGGGAUCUAAACACCAUUAUCUGAAGAACACAGAGGAUUCUGAAAAGGAAUGGAGUCAUAUAGAUAGGAGGUCUGAGGAGUUAGAGGAUAGCAGUGAAAAAGAGACACGUAUUUGGAAGCCCAACCAUAAGUACCAUCACAAGAAGCACAAGCGAAGUGAAGAGCCCCUGGGGGAUGAGGAGUCAGAGGAAUCAGAAGAAGAUGAACACGAAGACAGAGAGAAGCGUAUUUGGAAGCCCACUCAUCGAUAUCAUCACAAGAAGAACAGGCGAAAUGAAGAGCCCUUGGAGUCUGAGGAAUCAGAUGAAUCUGAGGAAGGUGAAGAUGAAGACAGAGAAAAACGUGUUUGGAAACCUACUCAUAGAUAUCAUCACAAGAAGCACAAAAGAAAUGAAGUGCCCUUGGAGGAGGAGGAAUCAGAAGAAUCAGAAGAAGAUGAACAUGAAGACAGAGAGAAGCGUAUUUGGAAGCCCACUCAUCGAUAUCAUCACAAGAAGCAUAGGCGAAAUGAAGACCCCUUGGAUGAUGAAGGGUCAGAUGAUCUGGAGGAAGAUGAAAAUGAAGACCAAGAGAAACGUAUUUGGAAGCCCACUCAUAGAUAUCACCACAACAAGCACAGAAGAAAUGAAGACUCUUUAGACGAUAAAGGAUUGGAAGAAUCAGAAGAAAGUGAAAUUGAAGAUAGAGAAAAGCGUAUUUGGAAACCUACUCACAGGCACUUUGACAAAAAACACAAGCGAGAUGAAGAGCCCUUUGAUGAGGUACUUAGUGAAGAGUCAGAGGAAUCUGAGGAAGAUGAACACAGAGAAAAGCGAAUUUGGAAACCUAGCCAUAGAUACCAUCACAAGAAAGGUAAGAAAAACAAGAGGAAUGAAGAUUCUUCUACUGAGGAAUCAGAAGAGCAGAGCUCUCAAGAGAAAAGAUCAGAGGAGUUAGACAACAAUGAAGAAAAGGAGAAACAAAUUUGGAAGCCAACCCAUAGGUACCAUCACAAAAAGCACAAGUGGUCUGAAGACGCUUUUGAAGGACAGAAUGAAGAGCCAGAGGAAGAUGAAGAUGGGGUUGAGCAUCUUUGGAACCCUGCAUUUAAAACUCAGCAUCUAAAGCACAAACGGAACAGAGAUUCUUUUGAAGAUGAAGAUGUGGAAGACAUGGAAAGGAGUUCAGAAUUUGCAGAAGACAGACAUGACAAGGAGAAGAGAAUUUGGAAACCUACUCAUCGAUAUCACCAUAAGAAGAACAGGAGGAGUGAAGACGCAUCAGAGGAAGAGGAGAAAAAGAAUUAUGAAAGUGAUGAGGAUGACACUGAUGAAUCACAGUCCGGCAGGGAAAAGAAAAAUCAGUCAAGUGACCUACCUGAGGAAGUCUACAAGCGACAUGACCUGGAGGAUAAUGAAGAGCUCAACAAAAGGCAUCACCUGUCAGAUAGCAGCCAUUAUUAUAAAAGGUACCACAAUGAAGAUGAAAAACAAAGUGAAGAAGAUGACAACUUGAAGGCUCUUGAAUAUUUGGCAAAGAAGAGGAAUGAGGCUGAUUUGCUGAGCGAGGAGGAGAUGCAAGUGAAGAGAUCCCCCUGGGAGUACAAGGGCUACUACCACCCUGCGUGGUGGAAGCGAAGCCCUCUGAGAAGCGGAAACCAGCUAGAGCAGGACAUGUGGGACAGUAGACAGGCUGCCCUGGAGGUUUUCCCUAACCACAUUCAGGAGAAGAGACAAUACCCAGGCAACAAAAUUGAUGAACUUGCUAAAUUCCUGAACUACAAGAAAGCAGAGUUUUCUGGUCUGCUGGAGCCUGAAGAAAAAAGAAGUCUUCAUCAGAGACCUCUUACCCCAGAGGAGGAGAAGGAACUUGAGAACUUGGCAGCAAUGGACAUGGAGCUACAAAAAAUUGCAGAGAAGAUUCAUGAGAAUCAGCAAGAGUAACAUAAAUGUUAUUAAAUAAUGCCUGAGCCAAUACAGACUUACAUAAACACAGCGAGCUGUUCGUUUACACUAGUUUUUAAACUUUCCAGUUUAAAGCGGUGGUCUGACACUAAUAGAAAACAGUUUUCUUGUGCAAUUUUAAUGUUAAAAAAUAUCUGGCAUGAGAAUUGUUUAGUACUAGAGACAUAUAUAUCAUGUAUGGCUAAUUUGUAUAUGUUUUUGAAUAAUGUGUUCUUGACAUGCCUGUUUUUCUGCAUUAAAUAAAUCAUCCUGGGACCAAAAUCAACUACAUAAAUUUUUCUUCAAACACUUUUUAUGGUGGUUUUUCAUUAUACAGUACCAGAAAAAAGUUUGUGUACACUUGCUCUUUUUGUUCCUAAUUUACAUCAUAUUUGUGUGAACACCUGAAAUAAAAAAAAGCCUCUAAAACCUGUAUUCCUCAAAAUAGCCAACCUAUGACUUAACAGCUUCACUGUAAGUUGUUUGUAGAAAAAGUGUAAUCUAAAU